Molecule: messenger RNA, 1670 nt
Organism: Gigantopelta aegis
Lineage: Eukaryota; Metazoa; Mollusca; Gastropoda; Neomphalida; Peltospiridae
Product: tubulin alpha-1 chain-like
Exons: 3
Coding region: 147-1499 (450 amino acids)
Biological process (GO): mitotic cell cycle; microtubule cytoskeleton organization
Cellular component (GO): cytoplasm; microtubule
Molecular function (GO): structural constituent of cytoskeleton; GTP binding
Source: RefSeq, a predicted model, not a curated record
AGCGAGCUGUUCUGUCGUCUGAUAACAUGUGCCACAUGAUCACUGAGUAUCGUUGCGGCUCACGUGUAGACCAUUACGUCCCAGUGAGAACGAUACUACUUGACUUUACUACUUUUAUUUGAUAACAUUUAUUACCAAGCAGCAUAAUGAGGGAAUGUAUCAGCAUCCAUGUCGGCCAGGCGGGAGUGCAGAUGGGCAAUGCAUGCUGGGAGCUGUACUGCCUGGAGCACGGGAUCCAGCCUGACGGACAGAUGCCGUCAGACAAGUGCGUGGGGUCCUCGGACGACUCCUUCAACACCUUCUUCAGCGAGACAGGGGCGGGCAAACACGUGCCCAGGGCCGUCUUCGUCGACCUCGAACCUACUGUUGUUGACGAGGUCCGCCUGGGUACCUAUCGCCAGCUGUUUCACCCUGAACAGCUGAUAACGGGCAAGGAGGACGCAGCUAACAACUAUGCCCGUGGUCACUACACCAUCGGUAAGGAGAUCAUUGACCUCGUCCUGGACAGGAUUCGCAAGUUGGCCGACCAGUGCACCGGUCUCCAGGGAUUCCUCAUCUUCCACAGCUUCGGAGGAGGAACUGGAUCAGGAUUCACGUCCUUGCUCAUGGAGCGUCUGUCGGUGGAUUACGGGAAGAAAUCCAAGCUGGAGUUUUCGAUCUACCCAGCUCCUCAGAUAUCAACUGCCGUGGUGGAGCCUUACAAUUCCAUCCUGACCACUCACACGACUCUAGAACACUCUGACUGCGCCUUCAUGGUCGACAAUGAAGCUAUCUACGACAUCUGCCAGAGGAACCUCGAUAUAGAAAGGCCAUCUUACACAAAUCUGAACAGGUUGAUCAGCCAGAUCGUCAGCUCCAUCACAGCUUCGCUGCGGUUCGACGGAGCACUCAAUGUGGAUUUAACCGAGUUCCAGACCAACUUGGUCCCUUACCCUCGCAUCCACUUCCCUCUGGCAACCUACGCUCCUGUAAUCUCAGCCGAGAAGGCCUACCAUGAGCAGCUGUCAGUUACCGAGAUCACAAACGCCUGCUUCGAACCGGCCAAUCAGCUGGUCAAGUGUGAUCCUCGUCACGGCAAGUACAUGGCCUGCUGCAUGCUCUAUCGCGGAGACGUGGUGCCGAAAGACGUCAACACCGCCAUCGCCACCAUCAAGACAAAGAGGAGCAUCCAGUUCGUAGACUGGUGUCCAACAGGGUUCAAGGUCGGCAUCAACUACCAGCCGCCCACCGUCGUCCCGGGGGGUGACUUGGCCAAAGUCCAGCGCGCUGUGUGCAUGUUGAGCAACACGACCGCCAUUGCCGAGGCGUGGGCUCGUCUCGACCACAAGUUCGAUCUGAUGUACGCCAAGCGCGCCUUCGUUCACUGGUACGUCGGUGAAGGUAUGGAGGAGGGAGAGUUCUCGGAGGCUCGCGAGGAUCUGGCUGCCCUGGAGAAGGACUAUGAAGAGGUUGGUGUUGACUCGAUCGACGCAGAGGAAGAUGAGGGCGAGGAGUAUUAGAUCCUGGAGAAUGCAUUUCACGAGGUAUUCCUCAACAAUACCCCGUCUCAAUAUACAGUGUGGAGACCGUAAAAACAACGAAUAACAAAUUUCUAUUAUAUUUACUGACAAUAUAGGUAUAUUCCUAUUUGCUAUUCUGUUGAAAAUAAAAGAAAUAUGUUAUAUGUUUAA